Molecule: messenger RNA, 5103 nt
Organism: Symbiodinium sp. CCMP2592
Lineage: Eukaryota; Dinophyceae; Suessiales; Symbiodiniaceae
Source: the annotation of a GenBank genome assembly
AUGGCAGAGCCUGCCAUCUUUAGGCUUCCAGAUCCUGGGGACGGUGAGCUUGAGGACAGAGAGUCCGAGUCAGAGGCCGAGGAAGCUCCCAGGUCUGCAGGUGCCCUGCGGACUGUUCGAUAUAGGGACAGACUUCGAAAUGCUUCCCGUGCAGAGGUUUUGUUUCUGUAUGCGAAAACCUGUGGCGACGAAUCAGAAUCUCUGGGCACCGCUGCUGCAGGGAAUUAUUUGUUUUGUGUUGCUGAGCUUGGGGGAAAAUGCAUCAAGCCGUUGGGUGCCCAAGAGCACUUGCAGCAGCAAGAUACUUGGCGAGCUCGGCGUCAGAAACGUCGCGAUCGAGAUUUCGCCGCUAAGCAGAUGUCCCUCCAGAACCAGACAACCCGAAACCAGAUGUUCAAGUGCUGUUUGAAGUCUCUUUUUCGUUUCAGGGCAGCUGUCCAGUUGGGGCCUGCCCAGGCUGCAGUGGCAGGUGCCUGGUGCCGGGCACCUGCAGCUGCUAACCAGGGUGCGGUGACUCCUGUUCCUGCGAUGCCCGCCUUGGCUGGCAGGUUGGCGGUUUUGCCUGCAGGGCAAGCGCAAUGGGUUUUUCAAGCUGCUGCGCCAAGCGUCAUCUUCGAAGCCGUUGCAGAUCGCCAGGGCCUUUACACUUGCUUUGCAGACGGACAGGCGGCGGAGCCUGAAGUAGGCACUGCGAGGCGUUACCUAGGGCGUCCUUUCUGGAUGGUUCGCUUGCCACCAACUGUCAUGAAGCAUUUGAUGGAGAUAGGCAAGGAGUUCGUGGUUCCUGGUGGGCUUGUGACUUCUUUGGGGCACCAGUUGCCCGGAACCGUUCCUGCUGCGGCAGAAGGAAGCCCCAGUGAUGGUGCCGACAGUGGUUCCUCUUCCUCCUGCGAGAUGAAGAAAGUGCGCAGGCCGGCCAUGCAAGAAAUCCUGUUGGGAAAGCUCGCUUACAAGCUCAGCUCAACGGUAGGCAUUCAAGAUGUGGUUCGCACCGUCCUUCGAAUGUUAGUGCCAGAUAGUUUAGGUCUGGCAGACAACAUGAAAGUGUCGCAUGGGCAUGUGCGGAAUAUCUUGCUAAAGCUUGAUGCCUUGCAUUCCUUGUCUCGCCGGUUCCUUGCCCCACCAGGUGGUGGGGCAGACAAGUCGCUGCGAAUUGUCAGGUACAUCAGUCCUGACAGUUCCCCGCAAGCGAAUUAUGAUUAUUUUUGUGCGACAGAAGAGUUGCUGCUCUAUCGUUCCGACGAGCUUCCAAGGGAUGCGGGUGGAAAUGUAGCUCCUUUCAAAGGGUUUGAACACCAGAGGCGUUCGAUGUUGUGUACAACAAUUGCGAGAGGACAAGGAAGCACAGCUUCGAAGGCAAGCAAGAUGGUACAUAUGAUUGCCGUUGAGAGUGGUGCGUCUCUCUUUGAGACGUAUCGUUCGGAAGUUCGGGGCUUCUUAAGCGAUCAAGGAACGGAGCGAGGCAUAGCAUCGUUUCCAGUCCGCAGUUGCUCUGAGGUCCAGAGUAUUGUGGGCGCUCAAGCUUUGGCGAGCGAGGCAAUACAGGAGGAUUUUCGUGAAUUGCCGCUCUUUCAUUCCGCUCUACACAUACCGGGAACACUACACAUAGUGUUUAACGCACUGGAAUUCAGCUUGAAGCAGCUUGAAACCUGGCAAAAAUUCGAGAAACAGUUGAACAGCAUCACCCGUGUGUGCAAAGAAAAGAGUUACUCAGAAGUAAUUCUUGUGAGAAUGAUGAAGCAUGCGAGCCCCGAGGAGAGACGGUUGUUGCAUCGGAUGGAUGACCUCUUAGACUGGAGGUGGGAUUCGCUCGCAAGAGUGCUGAAGGUUUGGGUUCCUCUAUAUCCCACCUUCAAGAAAUAUUGGAACCCAGCUGUUUUUGGUGGGGACAGCUCGUCAGUCACAAUUCGAGCUGUGACGGAAGCGUUGGCAGACGAGUGCCAUUUCGACAUGGCAGUGUGGACGCAUCAGUUCUCUGCCGAGGCCACCAGGCUGGCCCACUUUUUCGAGGGUUGUCACUGCCAUCAGGAGCAGCUGACAGACCCAGAAAACCGGGAAAAGAUAAACUGUUGUUGGAAAGGCAGGCGCUUGCCUUGGCUUGCGGUUGGUAAUCUCCAGGGAGCUUUGCAAGAUGCCAUGACAAACAACGAGAUUAGUGUUCUUGCGCAUCUCUUGUCUCGUUCUAGUGAAACUGCAAGUCGGAUGGCGCACAUGGCGGACACGUGCAACAAAGUAUUUGUUGCCGUUAUCCAGCAAAAGCUUGCGUAUGCUCAGCAAGUACCAUGGGUGUUUGCCGCAGCGUUUGCGGGGUAUAUGGGCGAGACUUGGGGCCGAGUGAAAAAGGUUCUUCGGCCACAUCUUCAGAACGUUGACAACAUGAUCUCCAGUGGCCAAGUCGGCGCUCUAGACUCUGUUACACAUGCUUUGUUUGGACCAACCGACACAGGCCGCAUGCUCCGAGAGUUUCUGAACUCGGAGGAUGACGUGCCCCUUGAUCGAUGGCCAGCGUUGUUUUGGAGAGUACAGGAAUAUGCCUUUGUUUCUUUGUCCGAGCGACACACGGAGAGAGAGCAUGUCGGUGUCAAGGUUGCAGCAAACCGUGGUCUCACAAAGGCUGGGCCUGCAGUUGUCUGCAGCCGCAAGCGCAGAGAUCAAGUGUUGGAGAUGCUGGAAGAUGAGAAACAGCUCGCUUUCUUGGUCAACAAUUGGCGCAGCAGGCGCCUUUGGAGUAGCCUGCUGGAGCACAUGCUCACUCACGAAGAGGUUCGACUUAUGGACACGCCAAAGAGGCUUUCCCGCUUGUACGGGUAUAGCGAGGAAGACCACUUCAAAGAUUGCGAGGACUCUGUUCGUGCUGAUGCCGUUUACCGCCAAACUUUGAGAGAUCAGACUUUGUUACUGGCCGGAAGCUUCAAGCUUCCGAGUGCUUCCCACCAGGUAGUGAACUGGCUGAAAGGCCAUUUGGCGACGGGCGUGUUUUUCAGUGUGUCCACGCAUGUCUUUGAGCUACUUGUCGACAGGGGUCGGAGAUGUGAAGACCCAGCCGCAUCCUUCAGAACCGACUUGCUGCUGUCUAUUCUGCGAGCCGACGUCCACCCUCGGGUAAGUGAUCGUGCUUCGGUUUUCUGCUCGGUGCUGGAUGCCAGGCCAGAAGCAAGAACGGAUGCUCGUGUUUCGCGACCUGCUGCACACAUCACAGACCCGAAGCUGAGCCGCCGCAGCUGUGUGGUUGUGCAGCGUUUCCACGACGUGGAUGUUUCCCAGGGCGUGCACGGCCUUGGUGGAGAUGUGCGGGUGGCGUGCACGAAUGUGCGGAUCGAGGUUCUCGACUUGGCACGGGUGUGCACAGCAGAGAACUUGAAAGCCUUUUGUGCAAACUGUUUGCUCUGGCGUGCUAUGCCUGCGGAACUGGCCUUGGCUCUGGGAGACGAGUCCACGCAGCCAGGUUUGCUGCAGGAGCCGCAAGUGCAGAAACUUCCAGAGAUUGUCUUAGACAGCGAUCCUGCCUGCUUGUUGAGUCGACCGCCUCCGGAUCCGCAUGUGGAAGAUGCCCUCGACAUCCUGCACCCCCCUGCCCAUGUCGUGCAGAAUGCGGACGACUCUGCGGUGCUGCAGGUCUACGGUGCUCCGUGUAGCGACCGAGAAAUGCAAGCUAUCAAAGAGUUGCUGCGAGCAAGGGCCAUCGGCAUUGAAUCUGCUGUGUAUGCCACAGACCUUGAACACUUCGAUGCUGUUGCACUGGAAGGCUUGCGUGACCGAGGUCUUGUCAUCUGCGAGACUGAUAUGUUCUCAGAUGUAUCCGUCGCCUUGACGGGCAAGUUGACCUACAGUGCAAGCUUGGUGCUGGCACGGCCAUUGUUGCUUUGGGAGCUUGACCAAACGACUUUGACUCGAGGCCAGAUGCCAGGCUGGGAGCCAGGGCUGGGCCGGGAAGCGUGGCAUCGCAAGCAGGGAGAGAAACGUCUUCCAGAUGACGUUCUAGUUUGCAGCCUCCCCUUCCUCAGAGCUUUGAUGCUGAGUCGGCUUAUAUGGGAAAAGCCCGGCAACUUGUCGGGCAUUUACUUGAAAGGCCCCCAGCAGUAUUAUGAGUUCUUGGUGGAUCAGGACGAUCUCAGCAGCUUGCGGGAUGCUUCUGCAGAGGAAAUCAAUGCUCGGUUCGCGCAGAAGAAAAAAAGACUUGCUGGCCGCAGCUUGACAAGAGAUGCGGCUACAGGUCUGGAGCUUGACCCAGAGGCUGAUGAUGCCGAGUUAGAAGAGCUUGUGCAAGAGCUGCCUGAAAAGCUCAUGCAAGCAGAAGAGCCGCAGCCAAGCAUGGCCAGCGGUGGUAGACGUGUCGCUCCUCUAGAAAUCGACUUGGGAGGCGGUAGGACACAGGUAGUGCAUUUUGACAAUUUCACACACUCCAGCGGUCAGCUCCGAGCAUUCGUUGCUUGCGAGACACACAGCGGCUGCCGCUUGUACACGUUUGUACGGCAUCAUGGCAGCCGCAGGCGGGCUGCUGCCUUUUUGCUUGCUUGGCAAAUGCGAGCAGCUCACCACCGCAGAGCUGAAGCUCACAUUGCGGACAAGCCAAGUGAAGAGCAGGUGGAUGCCAUGAUGCUCCGGUGGGUGCCGGUGGUCUACAACCAGUGGGGCGAGGCGCAGCUCCCACACCGGCCGCCUGCGCUGUUGCCGCCGCAUCCGCCGGCGGCGGCGGCCCCUUUUGCUGGCACGGGUGCAGCCCACGGUGCAGCCACAGGUGGCGGUGUUGCUGCUAACCCCUCGGGGGCUGCAGCAAUGCCGGCGCCGAAAAAAAAUCCUGGCCAGGUGGACCUAAGCAGCGAGGAUGACGACGAGGAGUCUGAGGAGGAGGAGGCGGCUAAGAAGGACGAGGACAAGGAGCCGGACUCCCAGUCGCGGAAGGAUGAUAUCGUGGUGGUGGACCACGACCAGGAGAAGAAGAAAGAAGAAAAGGGUGGCAAAAAGGAGGAGGCUGCUCAGAAGCGCAAGAAGAAGAAGGAGAGCAGCUCUUCCAGCGCUCCCGCAGCCGCAGGGCGAGCGAGCCUGCGGCAAGCUCCGGCCGCCGUGGGCGCGAUUCGCGGAAGGAGCCGACAGGGCAGCUAG